This is a messenger RNA of Gossypium arboreum, 756 nucleotides long. Its product is annotated as polygalacturonase-like. Gene Ontology annotation, biological process: carbohydrate metabolic process. The transcript is spliced from 4 exons. Bases 1 to 756 code for a protein of 251 amino acids. Gene Ontology annotation, molecular function: polygalacturonase activity. The record is from RefSeq and is a predicted model, not a curated record. Lineage: Eukaryota; Viridiplantae; Streptophyta; Magnoliopsida; Malvales; Malvaceae.
AUGGUGGGAUUGACGGUGGCGGUCAUCUUAGACAACAUGAUAGAAGUGGAGAAAUCGAAGAAAUAUAGAGGAGGAGGAGGUGCUGGUGUUAUUGAUGUUGUUGCAAAGUUUGGUGCAAAGGCAGACGAGAAAACUCCAUUGUUGGAUGCUUGGAAUGAAGCAUGUUCCUCGACAUCUCCGGCAAAAAUUGUGAUUCCUAGAGGGAUAUAUUUUUUAAGUACAACUACCUUAGAUGGUCCUUGCAAGGCUCCUAUUGAGCUUCAAGUUGAAGGCACUGUGAAGGCUCCGGCAGACCCUGGUGCUUUCAAGGAGCCUAAAUGGACUGCCUUCAAUAGAAUUGAAAAUUUUAAAUUUUCUAGCGGAGGAGUUUUCGACGGCCAGGGAGCCAUUGCAUAUAAAAGGGAAGGUUGCGAAAAGCAUGAUUAUCGUGAUUCACUUCUUAUUGAUGGAAAAAUAUUUUUCGAACAUUUCACUGUAUCUGCACUUGGAGAAAGCCCAAACACAGAUGGGAUUCACAUCAGGAGAUCAGAUGGGGUCAAUGUUCUUAACACGGAGAUAAAAAUCGAUGAUGAUUGUGUUUCAAUUGGGGAUGGGUCCAAAAAUUUGGUUAUCAAUGGAGUAACUUGUGGACCAGGACAUGGUAUCGGUAUUGGCAGUCUCGAAUUGUUUAAAAAUAAAGAACCUGUUGAUGGAGUUACAGUAAAAAACUACUGUAACACCCCUCACCCGUUUCAAUGCCGGAAUAGGGUUACAUAG